Messenger RNA from Penaeus chinensis, 867 nucleotides. RefSeq lists its product as uncharacterized. The transcript is spliced from 2 exons. Lineage: Eukaryota; Metazoa; Arthropoda; Malacostraca; Decapoda; Penaeidae. Bases 150 to 689 code for a protein of 179 amino acids. The record is from RefSeq and is a predicted model, not a curated record.
AAGGGACAGCCAAUCAGUUGCAAGGAGAAAGAGAGGGCACGGGAGACCGCGGGUAUAUAUAAAAUGUGGCAGAGAGAAGUCUUUGCAUUCUCUCCUGCUGAGAUCAACAUUGCAACUGCUCUUUGAGUCGUGUCCCUGAACUUCCGAAGAUGCGCGGCGCUUACCUCUUCCUGUCGGCGGUGGCUCUGUCAUGCCUCGUGGCGGCUGAGGCGCUCGACCUGCUCACAGGCGCCCUCACCGGCCUGGCGGCCCUCAAGGGCGCGGCGCUCGUCGGCAAAGUCCUCAUGUCUCCAAAGAAGAAGCUCCUUCGCGUCGGUCGGUCCGUCGAUACAACUCUGCAGGAGGGCGAGGACCUUCUCCUGUCCGCCGCGACGCAGCUGGACUCCGACGGCUGCAUCCCUCGUCUCCUCUGCCUCCUUGAGGCCAAGGAAACAUCCUUGCGCUCGGAGGAAGAGAGUCUCCUGCUGGAGAUCUUCGCCAACAACACCGAAGCCGUCACCUCACACAACGCCGGCUUCGUGUACGCCACCGAGCUGGGCGCCAAGACCCGCGACCCCGCUGCGUGCAAGAAGCUGUUCCCGAAGUGCCCCUUGAGCGAAGAGCAGCUGAGCUCCCUCCUCCAGCAGGCCUGGGGAUGCGGCGUCGUCCCCGCCGCCCUGCAGGCCUACGAGGAGGGCAGCCAGGUCUAGAGGAAUAUCUGGCCUGGUCUUUGUUAUGAAGAGAGCCGUUUCUUAUGGAAAAAAGCCGUUUUGUCCAGGAAAUGGUCUGUUCUCUUUGUGACAAUAGUUUGAUUGUUUGGUUUCAUAUUUAGACCUUUUGUUCUACGUGUGGAUUAUUGUUGCACCAAUUAAAACAGAAGAGAUAAAA